This is a messenger RNA of Micropterus salmoides (largemouth bass), 9163 nucleotides long. RefSeq names its product exocyst complex component 6 (gene exoc6). Gene Ontology annotation, biological process: exocytosis; intracellular protein transport; Golgi to plasma membrane transport. Bases 72 to 2567 code for a protein of 831 amino acids. The transcript is spliced from 25 exons. Gene Ontology annotation, cellular component: exocyst; membrane. NCBI's taxonomy places the organism in Eukaryota, Metazoa, Chordata, Actinopteri, Centrarchiformes, Centrarchidae. The record is from RefSeq and is a predicted model, not a curated record.
UUUUUCUUUCCUUCUCUUUCACAUAUGCAGAGAUCCUGGUAGUCCUGAUACUUCUGAGUCUGAAGACAGAAAUGGCUUGUGACAGGGUAAAUGCUGCUUUACCCGACCCUCCCAGUGAAAGAGAAGAGGAGAACAAGGAAGAAGAGAAGACCAUUUGGAAUAUCUUUGCAGAGUUAGAAUCUGUGGAACUGCCUCUGGGAACCACCUUAAGAUCUAUUUACGAUGACCAGCCCAAUGCCCACAAGCGCUUCAUGGAAAAGCUGGAUGCCAGGAUAAGGAACCAUGACCGUGAGAUUGAGAAGAUGUGCAAUUUCCAUCACCAAGGCUUUGUGGACGCCAUCACAGAGCUCCUCAAAGUCCGUGCUGAUGCAGAGAAACUGAUGGGUCAAGUGACAGACACUAAUCGAAGACUACAAGAGGCUGGGAGGGAGGUGACAGCUCAGACUGAGGAGGUCAUUCGCUGUCGGAUCCAGCAGAGGAACAUGGCCACCACUGUAGAGAAGCUCCAGCUCUGUAUACCAGUGCUAGAAAUGUACAGCAAACUAAAGGAACAGCUGGACUCCAAAAGAUACUAUGCUGCAUUGAAAACAAUGGAGCAGCUAGAGAAGGUCUACAUCCCCAGGGUCAGUCAGUACAGGUUCUGUCAGAUCAUGGCUGAAAACCUUCCCAGACUGAGAGAGGAGAUCAAGGAAAUCUCCAUGUCAGACCUCAAGGACUUCCUGGAGAGCAUCAGAAAACACUCCGACAAGGUUGGAGAGACUGCCAUGAGACAGGCACAGCAGCACAGGACCUUUAACAGUGCUGUAGCCAAGCAGGCAAGUGUGGGCCACUACACCAAGCCUAUGUACUCCCUCAAUGGACGAACACAGUCUCACACUCACAACGGCCUGAUGGUGGAUGACGACACAGGAGAUGAGGAAGAAGCUGAUGAAGAGGUUCUUACAGCUCAGGACCUGGUGGACUUCUCACCUGUCUACAGGUGUUUACACAUUUACACUGUGCUGGGUGACAGAGAAACAUUUGAGAACUACUACAGGAAACAAAGGAAGAAACAGGCCCGUCUGGUACUGCAGCCACAGGCUAACAUGCAUGAGACAGUGGAAGGCUACAGAAGAUACUUCAAUCAGAUUGUAGGGUUCUUUGUUGUGGAGGACCAUAUCCUCCAUGCCACACAGGGGCUGGUGACCAGAGCUUUCACUGAUGAACUGUGGAACAUGGCCCUGUCCAAGAUCAUCGCUGUGCUCCGCACACACUCAUCAUACUGUGAUGACCCAGACCUGGUCCUGGAGCUAAAGAACCUCAUAGUCAUCUUCGCUGACACACUGCAGGUUUAUGGUUUCCCAGUGAACCGGCUGUUUGACCUACUGUUUGAGGUCAGAGACCAGUACAAUGAAACUCUGCUGAAGAAGUGGGCACUGGUUUUCAGGGAGAUCUUUGAGUUGGACAACUAUAGUCCCAUCCCAGUGGAGACAGAGGAGGAGUAUAAACUGGUAGUCAGCCGCUUUCCUUUCCACGAUGCUGAGAUAGAGAAGCAGGACUUUCCAAAGAAGCUUCCAAUGUCUCAGUCUGUCCCUCAGAUCUACACACAAGUCAAAGAAUUCAUUUACGCCAGCCUCAAGUUCUCAGAGUCACUACACCGCAGCUCAACAGAGAUAGAUGACAUGUUGCGAAAGUCAACAAACCUGUUGCUGACUAGAACAUUGAGCAGCUGUCUGCAAAACCUCAUCAAGAAACCUCACAUAGGACUGACCGAGCUGGUGCAGAUCAUCAUUAACACCACCCACCUGGAGCAGGCGUGCAGGUAUCUGGAGGAGUUUAUAACAAAUAUCACCAAUGUCUCCCCUGAAACAGUGCACACCACAAGACUCUAUGGCUUGUCCACAUUUAAGGAUGCUCGUCACGCUGCAGAAGGAGAGAUUUAUACCAAACUCAACCAGAAGAUCGAUGAGUUUAUCCAGCUGGCUGACUAUGAAUGGGGCAUGGCUGAGUCAGACGGUCGGGCAUCUGGAUACCUCAUGGACCUGAUCAACUUCCUGCGUUCCACUUUCCAGGUCUUCACACACCUCCCGAAUAACAACAAUGACCAUGCGUCGAUGUCGGGAAAGGUAGCCCAGACAGCUUGCAUGUCAGCCUGCAAGCAUCUGUCCACAUCACUGAUGCAGAUGCUGCUGGACACAGAACUCAAACAGAUCAGCAUGGGGGCCAUUCAGCAGUUCAACUUAGAUGUCAUUCAGUGUGAAUUAUUUGCCAGUUCAGAGCCGGUCCCUGGCUUUCAAGGAGACACACUCCAGCUGGCCUUCAUCGACCUACGACAGCUCCUGGACCUGUUCAUGGUGUGGGACUGGUCCACUUACCUGGCAGACUAUGGCCAGCCAACCUCUAAAUACCUGAGAGUGAACCCAGCCACUGCCCUGGCUCUACUGGAGAAAGUCUACAGGGGGAUGAAGGACACCAGUAAGAAGAACAACAUCUUCUCUCAGUUCAGGAAGAAUGACAGAGACAAACAGAAGCUGAUAGAGACUGUGGUCAAACAACUAAGGAGCCUGGUCAAUGGCAUGUCCUCCUAAACACACACACACACACCAGAGUGACGUGUGUGUCACGAAGAGAUAUAAAGAAUGAAACAUGCAUGCAGUCACAUGCACACACUGAACUGCCAAAACACUCACAAAGGAAGGAGAUUUUUACACAGGUAAUGAAGUGACAUACAGAUGAAGAACCACACAGGGAAUUUACACACACACACAUACAGACACACCAUAGUGACAGACAGACAGACAGACAGCUUACAUAACAUAAAGGCACAGCAAUACACACACUGUACAAGGCAUGCAGGGAACAGACAACACAUGAAGUCAUAUCCUCUCCUUACUAUUAUACCUGACUGAAUACUCAAUGUAAAUAACACACACGCAUAUUAAACAGUUUACUAGACUAUUCACAAGACUGAACAGUAACAUGUUUGUAAAGUAUUUUUAAUGGCUAUGACAAGACAAACUAUGUUUUGUACAUUUGUGAGAGUGUAAUGAUUGUAGCUGCAGAGAGAGACUGGUACAGCAGAGGAAGUGACACUCAAGUACUGGGACAACGAGGUUAAAGGUCAACACUUACUGCACCCUUGGUAAAUGGGAUAAACCAUUUCCUGUUGUCCUAUCACAAACCUAUACUAUACUUUUGACAUGAUAACACUCCUUCUGAUUAGAUUAGAGCACAUUUGUCCUGCAUGGAUGAAGGUGGAAUGCAUUUUCUUGCAUUUCAGUCUGAAGAAUUAAAAAUUAAUUGUAAAUCUACAGAGAGAUCAGGCUAUUGGUAAUCUAGUGAUCAGAUGAAUGUCAGUUAUUAUAACUGUCAUCAUUUAAAGGCAAAAUACGAGGCCAUAACUCAAUAAUGACCAAUCCAGCCAACAUUGUGACAGUUGUGCAUCCAUUUAACAUGGGUCUCGUGUUAGCUAAAAAAGAAACCAAGUAACCGAGUUAGACACAGGUUACGCAGGUAAUGGCACAACAAAGUAGCAACAUGGUUUUUCCAAAAUCAGUUUGAUUUUCAGGCUUCUUUACUACCACUGAACUUAUUUUGAGUUUUACCUUACCAUGUGAGUCUGUGGGUCUGAAUUUUAAAAAAACAAUAUAAAAAAUUUGAAACCCAGUUACACAGCAAAAGAAGUCUUUCUUCAGGAAAAAUCGUCUUGGAAGAAGAUAUGAGGUUUCUCGUAUCCUCUACCCCUUUGGAUCUGCGGCUCUAAUGGAUCUCCCUGUUGAUUUAUAUUCCAAUACUGUUAUUUCAGACUGCAUUUCUAUGGAAUCACUGCCAUCAAAGGACUCAGUUGCUGGGCUAAGUAAAUAUGUGCAGAGAUUUGUCCAGUUCAACUUUGACACAUCAAUUUGCACCACGGAUUUAUUGCAAACGACCCGCAGAGCUGACGUAGUGUCCUGUCUGUAUAAGCCGCUCUGUCAGUGCAUUAACUGCUGCACUGAGGACAUGUGGCAUGGUUAAAAGUCAGUGAUGAGAAACAAGUUAGAGCUAUAAACAUGUUCUCUUGUAUCGUCUUAUUUAUCGUAAUGUCCGUAGAACAUUCACAUACAUGAAUAAUUCUUUUAUAGUUGUACAGAUUGUGAGUAUAUGUUUAUAAUUUUUGUUUACUUUACAAGAAUGGAAUCAAUCAAUUGGCUUACUUGGUGUUGAGUCUUGUUGGAUCCUCUGGACCUGUGGUAACUCAUAACAUCCUUCUCUAUUUAAACCUACCGGGACAUUUAUACAUAUCUUCAGAGAAUUGCAAAUCCAGUAUAAAUAGUCACAAUGUCAUUAAGCGUCAAGCAUCACCAAAUCAUUAAGAAGUAUAAAUAAUGGCUUGUGCCAUUUUCUGGUGUGGCUGGUAACUUGGUUUUCUAGUUAACUAUCAUUGCAGUUUCUGUAAAAUAGCUAUGAUAUCAAAAAUGUGAUGAAUCAUAUACAGAUGGUUAGCCUGGCAUGAAAAUGUGUCACUGUUCCCAUUUGGUUUUCACCAUCUAUCUACUUCAACAGAGUCCUGUUUAUGGAAAAACCAAGUUAAACUCAUUGUCCCAACACUUCAACUGCUGUUACUGUGUAUGUGUGUGUGCAGAAACACAGUGACAUUGAGGUCAUGGAAUGAUAGAAGAAUAUAUGAAUGGAUGAUGACGUCUUCAAAGACUGAUGUUCAUGGGGAAAAAAAGGGAAGUUUUGUUGAACUCAGUGGUGUCUUUGCUUGCUGUUUGUCUUCUUUUCUGCCUCACAUUGUAUAUUUGAAGCAACGUCCUGAGACAGAACCUUAGUGACUGAACAUGGAGGAGUGUGCUUGCACACGACACAUGGCUGUCACAGCCAAAUGUGAUGGAACUUGUUUGCAGAUAGCGGUUAUGGGGGUGAGUCUUUGACACCCAGAUUGUAGUUGGAAUCUUCACGUGCUUUGCACAUGAGAAUGUCAAAAAUGGGGCUGAAAAUCUGAAAAGAAGCAUUUUUGGGUCCAUCUUGCUUGGGACACACUUUCCUAAAUUAUGCAAUCUGUUAAAACAACAAACAAACACAAACAUUUAUUAACUGCUCUUAAAAUCAUAUCUUCCUACCACAGAAGCAGUUCCUAAACUCAUGUGUCCUAUCCUAUCUCAAACCAUGUAUUUUAUCCUAACCUAAGAAAUCCUAAUUGGAGCUGUAAACUUGAUUCUUCAAUCGGCACUCGUCCUGUCACGCCUACAUGUGUGUUUAGAAUGUACCUGACUGCCUGUCGCACUUCACUCUUCACUGGCUAGCUAGCUUUUUAGUUAUUUUGAAUUUAGGACCGGGUCUGUACCAUCCUAACUUAGGAAAUUCUUCAGUUAGGACGGUUCUGUAAUAGCUAAAUUCCUAUCCUGAGAUGAGAUAUGAUUUUUCCCCCAAAUGCAUUAAGGAAACAUGUUUUUGUAAUACUAAAAAUCCUAAACGCCAUCCUAAACUGAGAUAAGAUAGGAUUUCAGACUAAGGACAUUGCUGUAAUGAGGCUCGUGGAUUGUAUUAGGUUGGACAGGUUUGUUCAGCAAAGUCUUCAAGAGUCUGAUGAGGAUUUUGGGCUAUGUCAUAGUGACCACUGCAUGAAGCAAUCCUAUUGGAGGGUUUGCAUGUGAUGUCACCAUAUGAGAAAUUUGCCCCCGAUCACAUAACACUGUCACCUGGUAUCAACAUGCAGUCGUUAUCUGGGCGUGUUUGUGUAACUGCAGACAGAACAUAUAGCUAUCGGAAUGUGAUUGGAUCAGCCAGACCACCUCUAGAUGUGUGUUGUGGUCAGUUCUCAAACAGGUAUAAAUGUAUAAAUCACGUCUCUAUUGUUUGGAAAUAUUCUUAAGGAAAAAAAUCCAUACAACUAGUUGAAGGCCAAUAAGCUACAGACAAGGCCUUCCUCUUUAAAGGUAAAAGAAGUAGACUUCAGGACACGUGCAGGACACGAGUUACAUGAAUGGUGGGGUUAGCCAAGCUAGCACUAGUGAUAGCAAGCUUCUACUCUGGCUCUGAUUACCUUAAAAAAUAUUUUAUUGUCCUUGUAAAGUCAGUUUCAUUAAUUAGCUAUUUAAACAAGGGGUCUGUUAAAAAUGUAGAACUAUAGGAAAGCACACCUUCCUGUGUAGACACCCAGUGUGGUAUAAACAGGCAGGUUGAUGCUCACCUAAAACCUGCACAUGACUUGUGUUUUGGGUCUGUGCUCCACUUUCAGCAGGCAUUUUUGCACUGAAACAGAUUAAAGUUUUCUUUUAGAUUAAUUCUUAAAUUAAUCUAAUUAAUUUUAAUUAUUUUAAGUUGUGUGUAAAUGCUACUGCAUAUACUGCUUAUUUUGUAAAGCUAUUUCCUGUGCCUGUCUGUUUUGGAGUAUAUCGGCCCUUUAAGUAACUAGUUAACAGACAGAUAUAAUAUACAGAACAGCCACGGACACAGACAGUAAAUGCACACGUGGUUGCCUUUAUGCUACAUUGAGUGUCUGAAUGGGCAUUUUCAAACGUGCAGUAUGGAUCGUACAGUCUACACAAGCUUGCAUUGUGGGCUACUCAUGGACAUAGAAAGAUUAUGAAAUUUACGUCGCUUGCAGCUAUUCGGAUGUACGUAUAAUUUGCACUUUAGUAAGGCACUCAGCUGGUGGCCUACAGAUGCUUUUGGCUGUCUCAGUCUGUGAUGUGACCCUAACUUUGCAUGCCGUAAAGGAUCACCAAGAGUCUCCCACAUAGUUUUGUUUUGCGUCGUGUUUGUUCAUAUGUCCAGCAGUUCUGCUUGCCUACUUGGAUUAUUGAGAUUUGAACACAGUAUGGAAAGAAUCUAGAUGAGAACACCUCUUAAUACCAGGUGCAAGUGCUCAGGCCUAUGUCCAGAUGCCAGUAUCCAUUAAAGAUCAAAUGUUAAUACCAGGUGGAGACAUUUCAGUAUCCACAGCCCAACUGGCACGUUGUACACAUCAUUGAUUAAUCUGAUUACCUUUAUAUGUACAAUUACACAUUAGUUUGUUUAUCUUCCAGGAUCACAGCUGUACUAUUUCAUGGCUUCCACAGCAGUGUUUGGCCACUCAGUGGUGGGUGAGGGUGGUCAGUGGGUAUCAUGUAAAGGUGACAUCAGUGCAUGCCCUAUUCCUCCCUCCUGUCAGUUGUAGGGUUAAGGACAUUAUUUAAGUGACAUUAACUGCAGUUUUCUCUACAACCAAACUACUUGAUUCACGCAAAAAAGAAAACCAGGCCCACAUGGGGAAUUGUUAUUAGUGAUCAUAUAUUAUUAUAUAUCUAACAGUUCAGUAACUUGCAUCCUAAAUUCUUUCUUUAUGUCCUCAGGGUGAAAUGAAGCUUUAGAAUCUCAUGACCCAUGUAUAUCCACAAAGCACAGCAAUAAUGAAUUGGUUCCUUUACAGCCUCGCAGGCAGGUUGAUGCUCACCUAAAAUCUGCUCAUGACUCCAGAUGACAUUUUAUAAUGAGACUGUUUCUAUUCUAUUUAUGUUUUGGGUCUGUGCUCCACUUUCAACAGGCAUUUUUGCACUGAAACGGAUUAAAGUUUAGAUUUAUUUCUUGCCUUUUUUUAAAGUUGUGUGUAAAUGCCACUGUAUAUACUGCAUAUUUUGUAAAGAAAGUAUCACAGCAGUUUGUCUGCUACAAACAGAAUUGGAGGUUGACACUGUGAUAUGCGCCUCCAUCAACACCUAAAGUAAAUAUGUAAUUAAUAAGAGUUUGAAUUUGCGUUUGUUGCUUACUUGGUGAACACUGAUUUGAGCUGUGAGGAGCUCAGUGAUUUACGUUGGUACCUUCUCUCCACUCAUUUGCAUGGUUAAUUAAGAUAUAAAAAUGCUAUAUUAUGUUCUAGCAUGACCCUGAGUAACAUUCCAAUUUGACGUUUGUAAAGAUUUCAACUAACUGCUAAUAGAUAUUAUCCAAGAUAAAGUACAGUUCCAAAUUCAGUUUCAGUCCAAGGCUUUCUGUGGACACACCUCCUUUCUGGGAUUCAUCUCAUGAGUGUAAACUGGUUCUCCUGGUUCAGAGGUGUGUACAGUGCCUGGUCACUCAGCUCUCCCUCUCCUCCCAUGCAUUCAUGCCCAUUUUGCCAUAAAUUCUCAAAUUCAAAUUCAGCAUUCAAAAAUCAGGGCUAGCCCUAACAAAUAAAGGCUGAUUAAGAAACUGAGAAUAGGUGGAAUUCCUGUAGCAUAAUGCCUCACACAGCAUCAUGUACAUUUGUACAGUACUAAUUCCAUCCGUACAAUCAUGUCAUACUCACCACUCUGCUGCUCUCACUUUUUCAUUUUAGCACAAAUACUGUUUUCAUUCACUAAUUAUGUCCAAUUCUUUCUACUUUGUCAGGGGUUUUAGCACUAAGCCACUGUCAGUGCAGAGCUUUCACAUUUAAACCCUGCCAGAAAAAAAGGGUUUCAUUGAGAGUAACUUAACAGCAGUUGAAACAAUGGCAAGUAGAAGCGAUCAGAGUAUGGAAGCAGUAAGUCUGUGACAGAAAAAAGAAACUCCUAGCAGCAGAAUGGGGAGUACAGCAUGACUCUGGUGUUGGAGGUUUCUUAUCAAGACAACAAUUAAACAUGGCGGAAGUGUUGAGUUUACAUCAACAGCAAAAUACACAAGUGGAUCAGAAAUCAGGCAGGCCUUUAACUCAUACAACCCUGUCUCAAAGCAGUUAUGUUGACAUUUUAUACUACUGAUUUGUUUCAAGUGCAGGACAUACCAGAGAAAAAAAGUCAAAUCCAGGCACCAAACCUUCAAAAAGGAUCUGCUGUUGCAAAUUAGCUGUAAAAGUCAUUUCUGUCAUUUCAAAACAAUGGUCAAAUAUACCUAGAAAACAUGGGAAUUAGAAAUACAGUUCCAGAUGAGGUAAAUAUUUGAUAUAGUAUGUUCAUUAAUAUAAUAUACAAAAGAAAAUCCUUGUGAAUUUUGUUGAUUCAGAUACUUACCUAACAACUCAAAGUACAAAGGGAAUCAGUCUGGGAUCUUUUGAUUUGGCAUCAUUUCUGUUUCCUGUUAAAACGGCGAGCUUGUUGUUUUUUUUCCUUCCACAGAAGUGGAGAGAGGGUACAUACACAAUAUCCAAAGGAAUCCUUGCUUUACCUUUGUCAUUGUUCUCAGUAAGAUACCCUAACUGAGAUGUUUUCUUAAAUUUGUUAUUUUUAUUUUGUGUGCUGUAAUAAAAGAUAAUUCAACAGAAGCA